AUGGCACAAGAAAAUAAUAUGUCCUUAGUAUUCCCAAUGGAAGAUGAUCAGCAUAAUUUUCGUUAUUAUCGAGAAGAGAAAGAAGAAAAUGAAAAUACAAAGGACACAUUUGUUUUAGCAAGAAGUUCACUUCAAUCAACAACUCUUUUCGUUAAAAUUGAUAUUCAUGAUCUUUGUACUACAUUACCUCAUCAUUUACUUAUUCAAGCUUUAGAAAAAUUUCUACGUAUCUAUGUACGAAGUGAACAAAUCAAUGGAACAUCAAUAACAACUAUUGUUCAACGUGUUCAACUUAUUCUUGAAAAUCAAUUUAAUAUCCAUGAAAACCAAUUCUAUCAACAGAUUGUUCGUGGCUCAAAUUCUUCAUCCUUAAUCAAAGGAAUAGUCGAUAUAUAUCUAUAUCAUUUAACAUACAAGUUAUAUGCAAGAUUAUUCAAUAGAAAAGAAGUUAUUGCAAGAUGUCUUAAUCAAAAAUUCUUUAUUUGGAAUGAACCGAAACAUGAACUUCUUGCUUUCCUUAAGAAAAUCAAUUGUCUUCAUUCAAAACAUAUUCAUAUCAAAAUAACAACAUCAAUCGAUUACAAAAAUACAAUAUCUUAUUCCUGA
Rotaria sordida is the source of this 606-nucleotide messenger RNA. The record is from the annotation of a GenBank genome assembly. Lineage: Eukaryota; Metazoa; Rotifera; Eurotatoria; Philodinida; Philodinidae.